Closterium sp. NIES-65 is the source of this 1269-nucleotide messenger RNA. The record is from the annotation of a GenBank genome assembly. Lineage: Eukaryota; Viridiplantae; Streptophyta; Zygnematophyceae; Desmidiales; Closteriaceae.
AUGCAUCUGCACAUAUCUCUCACUUAUAAGCUCGCGUCUAGCACUCGUGCACCCACUUCACUCCAUCAUCACCCCAUCUCCCUCGAUCAUCACCCCAUCUCUCUCGCUCAUCACCCCAUCUCCUUCACUCACCAGCCCAUCUCCCUCGCUCAUCACCCCAUUUUCCUCACUCAUCAGCCCAUCUCCCUCACUCAUCACUCUAUUUCCCUCACUCAACAGCCCACCUCCUUCACUCAUCACCCCAUCUCCCUCACUCAUCACCCCAUCUCCCUCGCUCAUCACCCCAUCUCGCUCGUAACCAUCGUGCUUGCCAGUAUAGUGGAUCAGGAGAUUCUCCCUCCUCACUUGCUAUUCUUCCUCCUUGCAGCUCCAUUCCUCACUUCCUAUUCCUCCUUGCAGCUCCAUUCCUCACUUGCUAUUCCUCCCCGCAGCUCCCUCCCUCACUUGCUAUUCCUCCCUGCAGCUCCCUCCCUUGCUUGCUAUUCCUCCCUGCAGCUCCCUCCCUUGCUUGCUAUUCCUCCCUGCAGCUCCCUCCCUCGCUUGCUAUUCCUCCCUGAAGCUCCCUCCCUCACUUGCUAUUCCUCCCUGCAGCUCCCUCUCUUACUUGCUAUUCUUCCCUGCAGCUCCCUCCCUCGCUUGCUUUUCUUCCUCCUUGCAGCUCCAUUUCUCACUUGCUAUUCCUCCCUGCAGCUCCUUCCCUCACUUGCUAUUCCUCCUUGCAGCUCCCUCCCUCACUUUCUAUUCCUCCCUGCAGCUUCCUCCACACUUGCUAUUCAUUCCCCCUUGCAGCUCCCUCCCUCACUUGCUAUUCUUCCCUGCAGCUCCCUCCCUCACUUGCUAUUCAUUCCUCCCUGUAGCUCCCUCCCUCGCUUGCUAUUCCUCCCUGCAACUCCCUCCCUCCCUCACUUGCUAUUCCUCCCUGCAGCUCCCUCCCUCGCUUGCUAUCCCUCCUUGCAGCUCCAUUCCUGGCUUGCUAUUCCUCCCUGCAGCUCUCUCCCUCACUUGCUAUUCAUUCCUCCCUGCAGCUCCCUCCCUCACUUGCUAUUCCUCCCUGCAGCUCCCUCCCUCGCUUGCUAUUCUUCCCUGCACCUCCCUCCCUUACUUGCUAUUCCUCCCUGCAGCUCCCUCCCUCACUUGCUAUUCAUUCCUCCCUGCAGCUCCCUCCCUCACUUGCUAUUCAUCCCUCCCUCCCUCCCUCCAUCCCCCUUCACACUGCUGCCCUGUUUCGCCCUCUAUCCUGAAUCUGUUUGUUGUUUGCACACACGCUAA